Messenger RNA from Epithele typhae, 696 nucleotides. Its product is annotated as class I glutamine amidotransferase-like protein. NCBI's taxonomy places the organism in Eukaryota, Fungi, Basidiomycota, Agaricomycetes, Polyporales, Epitheliaceae. The transcript is spliced from 2 exons. The record is from RefSeq and is a predicted model, not a curated record. Bases 1 to 696 code for a protein of 231 amino acids.
AUGGAGAAAACUGCAGGUGCGUCUCCGCCCCUCGCCCUUAACCCCGUGCUCACCCCACGCGCAGCCCCGACCAAGUUCGCUAUCCUCAUCUUCCCAGGCUUCGAGCCCCUCGACGUCUUCGGCCCCGUCGAGGUCAUCCAGACCCUCUCCUCCAGCAAGCCCAUGUCUCUCUACUGGAUCUCCGCCUCCACCUCCCCCGCGCUCGACCCCCUCGCCGGAACCAAGAGGCCGACGGCGGGCGCGACCGUCGUCCCCACGCACACGCUCGCCGCCCCGCCCGACGACAUCGACGUCCUCCUCGUCCCGGGCGGCCUGGGCGCGCUGUCGCACACGCUCGGGCCCGCGGUCGAGUACGUGCGCGCGACGUACCCGAAGCUCAAGUACAUGAUCAGCGUGUGCAACGGCGCGGAGCUGCUCGCGCGCGCGGGCGUGCUCGAGGGGCGGCGCGCGACGUGCGACAAGGUGCUGUGGGCGCACAACACGACGAUGCACCCGGGCGUGGGGUGGGACAAGAAGCCGCGGUGGGUGAUCGACGGGAACGUGGUGACGUCGGGCGGGGUGAGCGCGGGGCUGGACAUGGCGCUGGGGUGGGUUGCGCAUGUGUGGGACGAAGGGCUGGCGCGGGAGAUUGCGAACGUGGUGGAGUACGAGUGGCGGAACGACCCGAACUUCGAUGUGUUUGCGUACGUGUGGUAG